AUGAAGGUGCUCCUUAUUCUGGGGUUUCUCUUCCUUUCAGUCACCGUCCAGGGAAAGGUCUUUAAAAGGUGUGAGCUGGCCAAAAGGUUGAAAGAACUUAGAAUGGAUGGCUACGAGGGAAUUAGCUUGGCAAACUGGAUGUGCUUGAUCAAAUGGGAGAGUAGUUAUAACACCCAAGUUAAAAAACACAUUCGAGGCAAAAGCUCAAACUAUGGAAUUUUUCAGAUCAAUAGCCACUACUGGUGCAAUGAUGGCAAAACCCCAAGAUCACGUAAUGCCUGCCGUGUAUCCUGCAACGCUCUGCUAAAAGAUGAUAUCACUCAAGCUGUAGCAUGUGCGAAGGAGGUUGUGAGUCGUCCACAGGGCAUUAAAGGAUGGGUGGCAUGGAGAAACCGUUGUGAGAACCGGGAUCUCACUCAAUAUGUACAAGGCUGUGGAGUUUAA
Messenger RNA from Echinops telfairi (small Madagascar hedgehog), 444 nucleotides. Its product is annotated as lysozyme C-like. Lineage: Eukaryota; Metazoa; Chordata; Mammalia; Afrosoricida; Tenrecidae. Gene Ontology annotation, molecular function: lysozyme activity. Bases 1 to 444 code for a protein of 147 amino acids. The transcript has 4 exons. Gene Ontology annotation, biological process: defense response to Gram-positive bacterium; defense response to Gram-negative bacterium. The record is from RefSeq and is a predicted model, not a curated record.